Amoebophrya sp. A25 is the source of this 299-nucleotide messenger RNA. The record is from the annotation of a GenBank genome assembly. NCBI's taxonomy places the organism in Eukaryota, Dinophyceae, Syndiniales, Amoebophryaceae.
UGGACGACCGUUUCCCGGCAUGGAUCCGAUUGGUGCUGCUGCAGAUGAGAAAACAAAUUCUGGGCUCUACAUGGUUUUCAACGAUCUUCGAAGAAUUAUUCCAGCGAAGCGGCACCGAGCUUUCAAAGGUCUAACUGCUAAACAAAUCCUCAAGACGCGCCAAGACUUCUUUAGUAUUACUAGAACUAGACCUGGACGCGACCCGUCCUUGUACUCCGGGGAAGCAGAUGCCCUAGAUGUUCACUCAGAAACUCGCGAUGACGAUCAGGAGGAGGCAGGUGGCGCAGCAGGAAACGAAG